AUGUGGACGUACGACUUUCAAGAUCGCUUACCAGAAAAGUACGAGCGUACUGCUUCGGAGCACUACGGUGAGAUUGAGCGCUGGUUUAUUAAUCUCAAAAUCGCUAUACAAGACUAUAAAAUUCGCCCUCAAAAUCUAUGGAACUUUGACGAGACCGGAUUCAUUGUCGGACGUGGAAAAGACGAAGCAGUCAUUACAGCAUACCCAAAAACAUCAAAAAGGGUCUCUAGCCUGUCUUCUCGAGAAUCAAUUACUGUCGUUGAGUGUAUAAACGCUAAGGGAAAGAUUAUACCACCAUUAUUAAUUCCAAAAGGCAAAGUCCACAUGGAGGAAUGGUAUAGCCAUAUCAAAGAUGACGACUGGCUAGUUACACCUACAGAGCAUAGAUUUAUAACGGAUGAGAUUGCAUUCGAAUGGCUUCAACAUUUUCAUCAUUUUACAAAGCCGCCAGAAUUAGGGCCUCCAUGGCGCUUACUUCUCAUGGAUAAUCAUACAACUCAUCUUACUAUGCAGUUUGUUGAAUAUUGUGAAAUCUUUCACAUCCGGCCAUUCCGAUUUCCUGCGCAUUCUACGCAUUUUUUACAACCUCUUGAUGGAGUCCCAUUUCAGCAAUAUAAGCAUGUUCAUGGGAGGGUCGUGAAUAAAGUUGCGCGCCUAGCGGGCUUUGAUUUCGAUAAAAACGACUUUUUUGAAGAAUUGCAUGAUAUUCGGCUCAAAACCUUUACUAAUCGUACGAUUCGGAAUGGCUGGAGAGAACGAGGGAAUUGGCCAAUUAAUCCAAGCCUUAUACUCGAUAAAAUGCCUUCACCAGAAGAAGCUUUUGAGGCUAUGGUUGCUGAGGGAGAUACGCUAAAAAUUCAUGGUGAAUCAGAUGACACUAUUCCCAGCUCUCCAACCACAAAAUCAAUCUCGCCACCGUCAACCGCUGCUGCACUACGUCGCUACAUCAAUAAGAUUGAGAAAUCAAUUGACGGUAUAAAGAAUAUAUUAGACGAAGCAAGCCCAGGCCUCUCACGGCGUAUAAAAGUGGUUAAUCAAGGCAGCUUUACUUUGGCCGAAUUAAGCGAUCUACACCGUGAGAGCUUUGCAAAGGUUCGUGCAACCGCAGAGCGCAAGAAUAAAAAAACUACAAAACGGCAGGUUAAAACGAGUGGUGCACUUUAUGUAAAAGAUGCGAAUCGCCUCAUAAAACGCCGUCAUGAUGGUGAUUUAUUGAGGAUUCAUAAGAGGCACGUCUUCGGCGCGGAGGAGCUAGCGGAAGAGCAGGCCUCAACAGAGCUUCAAGAUCUCAGUUUUUUUAUUGAUACCAUGGGAAGUAGGUAA
Messenger RNA from Talaromyces stipitatus ATCC 10500, 1323 nucleotides. RefSeq lists its product as uncharacterized. Gene Ontology annotation, cellular component: nucleus. The coding region runs from base 1 to 1323 and encodes 440 amino acids. NCBI's taxonomy places the organism in Eukaryota, Fungi, Ascomycota, Eurotiomycetes, Eurotiales, Trichocomaceae. The transcript is spliced from 2 exons. The record is from RefSeq and is a predicted model, not a curated record. Gene Ontology annotation, molecular function: DNA binding.